This is a messenger RNA of Raphanus sativus (radish), 989 nucleotides long. Its product is annotated as PHD finger protein ING1. The transcript has 7 exons. Gene Ontology annotation, cellular component: nucleus. The record is from RefSeq and is a predicted model, not a curated record. The coding region runs from base 120 to 821 and encodes 233 amino acids. Lineage: Eukaryota; Viridiplantae; Streptophyta; Magnoliopsida; Brassicales; Brassicaceae.
UCGAUUGGUCACCGAAUCCACGAAAAUCUGGGAUUGAGAAGGAUAUUAAAAAAAAAAGUGUUGCGAAUAAUAAUUAUCUUCUCCAAACGUAUGCAUCUUGCGAAACCCUAAAUACCCAAAUGUCAUUCGCCGACGAAUUUGAAUCUAAUCUCGUUUCGUUGGCCCAUGUUUUGCAGAAGAAAUAUGCACUCCUCCGUGAUUUGGAUAAAAGUUUGCAAGAAAAUCAAAGACAGAACGAACAACGGUGUGAAAAGGAGAUAGAGGAUAUAAGAAGAGGAAGAACCGGAAAUGUCACACCCAAUACACACUUCUCAGAGGAAGCAAUUGAUGAACAGAAGCACAGCGUCAGGAUUGCUGAUGAGAAAGUCGCUUUGGCUAUGCAAGCUUAUGAUCUGGUGGAUAUGCAUGUUCAGCAACUUGACCAGUACAUGAAAAAAUCCAAUGAGGAGAUGCGCCGAGAGAAAGAAAAUGCCUCUGCUUCAAACCUCGAGAACAGCGCAGAAGCCGGUAAGGCAGGUGAAGGUAGAAGAGGAGGGCGAAAGAAGACAAGGCUAGCAACUGCAACGUCAACAGCAGCAGUAGCAUCAGCAUCAACUGGUAUGACUUCAACUGGUAUGGAUUUGGAUCUGCCUGUGGAUCCAAACGAACCAACUUACUGCAUCUGCAACCAAGUUAGCUACGGCGAGAUGAUUGCCUGCGAUAACAAUGAGUGUAAGAUUGAGUGGUUCCAUUUUGGUUGCGUGGGGCUGAAAGAUCAACCCAAAGGGAAAUGGUACUGCCCGGAUUGUGCUACAGUCAAGAAGAGCAGGAAAGGCCGAUGAUUCUGAAUCUAGAAAGCUCGUGUGUUUCGUUUAAAACGGUCUAGUAGUUGUAUAUCUACUUCCAUGUAAACCACUGACCAUUGAAUAAUGACCACGGGUUGCUCAUGCUCUAUAUAUAAGACCUUCCAUUCCCAAUAAACAGAUAAAUAGAGUACUAGUUAAGACCAA